Messenger RNA from Paramisgurnus dabryanus, 4521 nucleotides. It is a transcript of the gene asb2a.1, whose product is annotated as ankyrin repeat and SOCS box containing 2a, tandem duplicate 1. Gene Ontology annotation, molecular function: protein binding. The record is from RefSeq and is a predicted model, not a curated record. Lineage: Eukaryota; Metazoa; Chordata; Actinopteri; Cypriniformes; Cobitidae.
CUAUGUCUGCUACUUCAAGAGCAACCACGCUAAGAGGUUAAAAUACUUGGCACCCUGCAUAUCACGUGUAUGGUCCAGAAACAAACUCUAGCAUUCGGGUGUGGGGUGACAGUUAAAGGCCUCUCCUUCCAGGCUGCUAAAAAAGCUCUCAGUGCAGGCAGGUGUCAAGUGUACAACACAAGACAUUUAAGAGAUACAACUUUUAACUUUAUUUGAUUGGAAACAUUACAAAAUUCAGAAACAAAGAAAAACAUUGUGAAGAGGCAUCAAUCAUGGCAGCAGCCAGUGUGUCCAUUUCAGGCUCCACUGGCACCACCAUGGAGUUUGCCGAUUACAGUCUCUAUAGUAACCUGUCUGAUGAUGAGCUCUUACAGCUGGCAAUUGAACGCAGCCUCAGUGAUGCUCAUAGCUCCGGGUCAGGGACUGAAAGCACAAAGACCACUACUGCUCAAAACAGACCUGCAUCAUCACGUCCAGUUCCCCCUUCAAGACCUGCCCAGCAACAGCCUGAACCACCUGCAUGUCCGGCCAAUCCACCUAGAGAACAAACAAACCCAGAUACCGUGUUGUCGAUCAGCCACUUUACCACCGGUUACGGCAAGCGGAUGGUGGCCUACCGAAGAUACGACGGCUCCAUUCAGGUCAUUCCUGAGCUCGAAGAAGAAACAGAUCCUAUUUCAAAGGCCAUUGUGGAAGGUGAUGUUGGAACAGUAAGGCUAUUGGUUAAGACAUCUGGGUGCAACCUUCUAACACCAAACAAACACGGAUGGAUUCCUCUGCAUGAUGCGGCAUAUUAUGGACAAAGAGAAUGUAUAAAAAUUCUCCUGAAAGCUCAACCUGGGAUGGUUAACCAGCGCACUCUAAAGGAUCAGACUGCUUUGAUGUUAGCUGUGUCCAGGGAUCAUCUUGCAUGUGCGGAGUAUCUUCUCGAGAAAGGAGCUGAUCCAGAUAUUGUCAACAAUGACAGGGAGACUCCACUGUACAAAGCUUGUGAAAGGGAGAACCCAGCAAUGGUUGCCAUGCUACUGAAUUACAAUGCGUCAGUGAAUAAGAGUUGCAUUCAAGGCUGGACGGCUCUUCAUGAGGCUGUGUGCAGGAACAAUGUGGAAAUCUGCGAGAUGCUCGUGAAAGCUGGAGCCAAGGUCAGCAAACCCAACAUGUACGGAAUUACUCCAAUCUUUGUGGCAGCACAAAGUGGAAAAGUGGAUACACUUCGGUUCCUUCUAAAAAAUGGUGCCGAUAUCAACAGUCAGGCGUCAGAUGGAGCCACGGCACUCUACGAAGCUUGUAAGAAUGGUCAUGAGGAGAUCGUUGAGUUUCUUCUAUCUCAAAACGCAGAUGCUAACAAGCCUGGCAAAACAGGACUGCUGCCAAUUCAUAUCGCUGCCCAGCGUGGCAGUGACGGGUAUGCAAAUUUCUUAAUGUCAAAGACCUCCUCACUUACGGGUGUACCCGCAAACAUGUCAGUGCAACUACUAUCUAUGCUGAUCCCAGCCACGAGUAAAGCCAGAGUAAGAAGAUCUGGCAUCAGCCCCCUCCAUUUAGCAGCGGAGCGUAACAGAGACGAUGUUCUCGAACUGCUGAUCGAUGCCGGAUUUGACGUCAACGCCAUGCUGUCCGAGGAUCGCGUGAAAAUGUAUGAGGAUCGUCGCAGCACCGCUCUUUAUUUCGCCGUCAUCAACAACAACAUCGAUGCCACCACUAUGCUUCUGGAGGCUGGUGCCAAUCCAAACCUGGACACAUUCAACCCUCUCUUGGUAGCCUUGAGACAGGGCUGCGUACAGACGGUUACUCUGCUGGUGGAACACGGUGCUAAUGUGAAUGCUUACAUACCCACCCAUCCGACAACGUUUCCAGCCACUGUUAUGUUCUGCAUGAAGUACCUGACUUUACUGAAGUAUCUGAUGGAUCACGGCUGUGACGCUGUGUCGUGUUUUAAUUGUGUAUAUGGCAACAAUCCUCAUCCGCCGAUAAAGACAAGACGUGACCGGGUGGAUGACUAUGAUGAAGAUAGGCAGCCGACCUGUGUUCAGUUCUGUGAGGUGAUCUCCGCUGAUAACUACUCCCGAUGGGCUGGGCCGGUCAUAGACGUGCUUCUUGACUACGUUGGACACGUGAACCUAUGUGCAAGGCUCAGGGAGCAUCUGGACAGUUACCCUGACUGGAACUGCAUCAGAGAGAAAGCUAUGCCUCCACGACCACUACUGCAGCUCUGCAGGCUGAAAAUCCGCCAACUGCUUGGGAUUAAGAGACUGAAGAAAAUCCACAAGCUUCCAGUUGCUCCAAGGCUAAUAAAAUUCCUGAAUCAUCAAGAACGAGAGCAGGAUUAGAAAAAUGUAAGAAAACCAUUUAGUUUGCUAAAUGUAUGGUUCAAAUGGCACAAAUAUAAGUAAAAUUGGUAACACAAUGGAUAAAAAUUGGUACUUUUACACUUUACAAUAAUGUUCUAUUUUGUUAAAGGUCACAUAACACACACACACAGUUUCUGCCAAUCUCACGUUAAUCUUGCACUGUAAAAACUACUUAUAAAAAAUACUGCCUUAACAUUUUUUGUUAAAUCAACUCAGAUUUACAAGUCAUGUCAACAGAGAUGAGUUGUCACUACUUAUAAAAUAUAGUUUAAAAAAGUCAACUUUAUUUUAUAAGUUAUAACAACUCAUCUCUAGUCAAGAUAAAGUUGAAAUGACUUGAUUCAACAAAAAAUUUUAGAGCAGCAAAGUAUUUUUUACAGUGUGGGUACCUAUAGAGUAGUAUUGCAUCCUUAAAGGUCACAUUCUUUCUGUGUUUUUGAAGCUUUGAUUGUGUUUACAGUGUGCAAUAUAACGUGUGUUCAUGUUUCACGUGUAAAAAAACUAUAUUUUUCAAACAAUUUAGUUAUCUGUAUAGCGCUGUUUUCACUGUCCUAAAAACGGGCUGAUGUUUUCAUUGUUCUAUGAAGUCCCUCCUUCCGAAAUACGUAAUGAUUUCUGAUUGUUUAGUUUGUUUAGUGUGUUGUGAUUCGAUAGCAGCUUAGCUUGCCGUUAGCUUACCUGGUGACUGACGUAUUCCUGUGGGCGGAGUUUAGUCAAAAAAACGUUCUAGUGACCUCAUUAAAGCAGGAGGUAGAGGGCUGUAGUCCAAACCGGCCGAUCGCUGUAGGCUUUGAAAGGCAAAUUCUGUUAAAGAAAAUAUAUCGCCUGGCAGUGAACUUUGAGCUUGAUCAUUUUACAGGUAUAACUUAUAUGCUAUUAUAGCAAUUUUAAAUAGUACACUGUAAAAAAUACUUUGCUGCCUUAAAUUUUUUUGUUGAAUCAACUCAGAUUUACAAGUCAUUUCAACUUGACUAGAGAUGCGUUGUUAUAACUACAGGUGAGUUGUUAUAACUUAUAAAAUUAAGUUGACUUUUCUCAACUAUAUUUUAUAAGUUGUGACAACUCAUCUCUGUUGACAUGACUUGUAAAUCUGAGUUGAUUUAACAAUAAAUGUUAAGAGAGCAAAGUUUUUUUACAGUGUAACUGGCAUGCAACAUACACAAUACAUCAUUGCAUUAUCCCUGGAUAACUUUUAAUGAACUAUACUUUCGUGUUGUUUACAUUAUAUGCUCUUAUGCACUGAUUGCCAACAAAACACAAACAUUUAAUGCAGUUUUACUGUACCCAAGAUUGUGCCCAUACAAGAACUUUCUCUGUAACUCUGCAAAUUGUGACGUAACGCAACAGAUUCAGUAGUCAAAAAAAAACUUUUCAGAAACUUGUACGAACCCUGACGAAGAGUAUUCGGCAAAGAAAUACUAAAAACUCUGUUUUUUUUUUUUGCUAGCUGAGAAUAUAACUCUUUAACAGUGUAAAUAAGUCAGAAUUUUAACAUUAGUAAUGUGUUGGGAAACAUUAGCUAGUUACAGCAUUUAUUAAUGUUAUUUAAUACCAGCACAAUUAUGUUAGUUCAUUGUGCAUUAAAUAAUGUUAACAUUUACAACAUUUGAUUUUAAAAAUGUAUUAAUAAAUGGAGAAAUUAACAUGAACUAUACGUGUAACCAUAAUAAAUGCUGUAGACAUAUUGUUCAUUGUCAGUUCAUGUUAACCAAUAAUCUGAAUUUGGGUAACAGAUGAUAAUAUUUAGUGGGUACAUGGUACUUUAAUAUAGUAUUUUUCUGUAUGUAUGUCUAUUUAAAAAAAAUGUUUUUUAAGUGGUGACAUUUAUUUAAUGACAUUCAUGUGCAUUCAUUUUAAAAACUAGUUUUAACUUUUUGUAAUUUAGUAAAAUGUAUUUUUUUGUUGUUUAUUUUGUAAUAGAUAUGACUAAAUAGGUGUUUGUACAGUUUUGUUUGAUCAGAUUUUAUUUUGCUUAAUUAAUUAUUUAAUAUUUGCAACAAUAGCCAACACUUAGCAACUACAUCAAAUUAUUGAACUGUAAAAUGUUAUCUGUGUGUAAUAUUUAUUAGCACUUAAAGUUGUCAGGCCUUUAUCUAAAACAAACACAGUCUUCAUGUUAUAUUUCCCACCAAUAAGACUUGUACAUUUACUAAUAAAGUGUUAACUACUA